AUGUCUGCCCUCAAAAGAGUUGUUGUAACGGGGUUGGGCACAGUCAACCCACUAGGAGUGGGUGUGACUACUUCUUGGAAUAAGCUGGUGUCUGGAAAAUCUGGAAUUGUGGCUCUAACCGAACCCGAGUACCAAUCACUUCCAAGCACCGUGGCUGGCAAAGUACCCAUAAAUGAAUGGAAUCCCUUGGAUUGGAUUGACAGCGCCACGGUUAAGCGUACUUCUCUUUUUGUCCAGUAUGCUCUAGCGGCUGCAAAACAAGCGUUGGACGAUGCUCAGUGGCCAACGCAAACUGGUGCGACUGGGAAUAUGGACCGCACAGGAGUGGCCAUAGGGUCUAGCAUUGGCGGGCUUGAGGCUCUCUAUGAUAAUGCUGUAAACUAUAAUACGGCCGGUUACCGGAAAGUUUCGCCGCUUUUCAUUCCCAAUCUGUUGAAUAAUAUGGCCAGUGGACAUGUAUCCAUAAAAUAUGGAUUUAAGGGCCCUAAUCACACUGUCUCCACAGCCUGUACCACUGGUGCCCAUGCGAUAGGAGAUGCUGGAAAUUUAAUACGUCUCGGAAUGGCUGACGUUAUGGUUGCUGGUUCUAGUGAAGCCGUCAUACAUCCGUUAGCGAUAGCAGGCUUUGCAAGAGCUAGGAGCUUAGCAACGAAAUAUAAUGAUGAGCCGGAGAAGUCGUCUAGACCCUUUGACAAAGCACGAAACGGAUUUGUAAUAGCUGAGGGUUCUGCUGUUGUAAUCCUAGAAGAAUAUGAGCAUGCGCUGCGAAGAAAUGCAAGAAUUUAUGGAGAACUUAUAGGUUACGGUAUGUCAGGUGAUGCUAACCAUAUAACAGCUCCAGCAGAAAAUGGCGACGGUGCGUUCAGGUCUAUGACCAUGGCUAUCCAAAAUGCGGGCAUAACUCCAGAUCAGGUGGACUAUAUUAAUGCGCAUGCUACAUCUACUCCUCUUGGGGAUGCUGCAGAGAAUUCGGCUAUUAAGAGGCUGUUUGUAUCACAUAACAGAAAGGCGUCAGAUAUCAAUGUCUCUUCUACAAAGGGGGCAACUGGCCACCUUCUCGGUGCUGCUGGUUCUCUGGAAGCUAUCUUUACGCUUCUUUCUAUUCAUACCAAUAAGCUUCCUCCCACUUUAAAUCUUUCAAGCUACGAGCCUGGGUUUGAUUGUAAUUAUGUAGCCAAUGUUUCUCAGGAAGCGAGAGUCAAUGUCGCUUUAACCAAUAGCUUCGGGUUUGGGGGAACAAAUGCAUCACUUUUAUUCAGAAAGUUGUAA
Messenger RNA from Sugiyamaella lignohabitans, 1269 nucleotides. It is a transcript of the gene CEM1, whose product is annotated as fatty acid synthase CEM1. The transcript has a single exon. Bases 1 to 1269 code for a protein of 422 amino acids. Lineage: Eukaryota; Fungi; Ascomycota; Dipodascomycetes; Dipodascales; Trichomonascaceae. The record is from RefSeq and is a predicted model, not a curated record. Gene Ontology annotation, biological process: fatty acid biosynthetic process. Gene Ontology annotation, molecular function: 3-oxoacyl-[acyl-carrier-protein] synthase activity.